AUGACAGAUACGCAAGAUGCUACAAAAACCCCCGAUAAAGAAGUGCUAGAUGACGAAGCCCUAGAGAAAUUAGCCGUCGAAGAGUUGAUACGCGAAGCAGUUCAAGGUGCUGCCAGAGCAGAAAUUGUAGGACCUUCGGGUUGGGUCAAAGCACCUCAGCAGAAGACGAAUAAACGAUUCCUCGUUAAUACACUCAGGAAUGCCAUAGAUCUAAACGAAAAUACUAAAAUGGAAGAGUGUAAUUUUAAAUCCAUAAUUUCUAGUAUAAUUGAUGUUAAUGAAGUAGAUUGGACACCAAAUAAAAAAAUUCCUGUUGUUCUUAAAGAAAUUGAAAAGGUUAAAGCUGAAUUGAAAACAUUUCUAAACAAUAAUGAUUUUGAUAUAGCUGCAGUUCUGAAAGAGGGUAAUGAAUUAUUUACGGAGAGCCAAAUACUUGUAGAACAAAUGGAAAUAUGUAAACAUGAAAUUGAAGAUGUAACUAUGGCUGAAAUUCUAAAAUCUAUUGAGAGUCAUGAUUUGAUUGCUAAGGAACUGGAAUCCGUCAACUUUGCAUAUAAAAUUGUGAGUGAUAUUAUUAACUGUGGGAAAUAUGUUAAGGAAUUUGAAGAUAGAAAGGAGGACCAAAGUUUCUCUAGAGCUGUUGAUACUGUUUAUGAUUUACUCAUGUAUGUUGAAAAACCAUCUGAUGGUUUUGACCAAUUGGAAAUAUACAGUAAUGCAAAAAUUACUGGACAGUUGAUUCUAGAAGGCCUUGUUAGAGAAUUGACUGUAGAAUGGGACAGAAUGGUUGAUUAUAACUCCAUAAUUGAUAAAAAUAACUCUACAGUUAUUACAAUAACUGUUGCCCUAAAUGACAAUUUAUCUAGCAUUGAUAUACUAAAUGCAUUGGACAAAUGUAAAAAACUAGACGAAAGAGUGACAGAUUUUGCUCAGUUCCUUAUGAAUGAAGUGUUCAUUCCAUUUAUGCGAGAGUUCUGUUUAACAUAUUCUGAGUCAGACGAUGUAUCUAUAGUAAAGGUGUCCAUUGAGCAUAAACCAAACUAUAAACCUACAUUUGACGAAGUUAUAACGAAUUUUAGAUUAUUUUUCCAUUAUCUGAGUGAAAAGUUGAAUGUUGAGUUCAAAAGAUCAACAACUAUUAUUAGUUUAAUAGGACAACAGUUAUGUGAACAAUUUAGUGAAAUGAUAGUUAAGGAGGUUUUUAUUAACACUGUACCUAAUAACAUCACAGAUUUACAAACAUAUAAUAUGACCACAUCGGUGAUUCAAGAGUUUCAACAAUUUUUGAAAUGCUUGCACUUCUUUCCUGAAAAGUGUCCAUCAUUGUUAAGUUAUAUGAAUGACAUUGACUUUCUUUUUGCUAAUAAGUCAAGUCAAUACUUCUUAGAGACAGCUAGGGGUAUAAUGCUUAAGGAUUUAAGUGUUUCAAUGUCUAUUGGGGUUGAAAAGAUACCUGAUGAUGGAGUUAAGAUAAAGAAGACUAACAAUGAUGAUUUGAUGGAAGCUUUGUGUACCUUUGACAAAAGUAUACCCCAUAGUUUGUUCUACUUUCCAAGGUGUAUGAUAUCUAAGACAACACAAGAGCUAUUGGAUCUUGUGUAUGGCCUAAUGGAGCAAGCUGUACAAUGCACAGAUAUAGUCUGCAGAAAACAUUAUAAUACAGCUAGAUUUAUUUUUGAAUUGUAUGAUGCUGUUGUACCUUACCACCAUGAAAACUUUUUGAUGACUAUACCACAAUAUGUUGCACUGUUUCACAAUAAUUGUAUGUACUUGGCCCAUAACCUGCAGACUUUAGGAGAUAAGUGGAUUAACCUCAUGGAAGGCCGUCAAGUGGAUUAUGCCAUCAGCUUUGUGGAUCUAGUGCAAAAAAUGAGAGACCUUGGAUAUAAGUAUCUGGCUAUGCAGAUGCAACAACAGAGAAAACAAAUAUUGGAUAAUAUAAGAACCUCUGAUAUUAAUUGUAUGGUGGGCAAGGACGCGCUUAGUGAAAAUGCAGAAGCUGCAAUAAGACAGUGUCUUCGCCAAUUGCAGUUAUUAAAAAAUGUCUGGAUUGGAGUCUUUCCCGCUAAUGUAUUUACCAGAUUGAUGGCAACACUAGUAAAUAUGUUUAUGGACGAACUCAUCCAUAGAGUAUGCACAGUUGAAGACAUUCCAGUUGAAAUGGCAACACAAUUGACUGAUAUGUACAAUCUUGUUGUACAAAAGAUACCACAUCUGUUUCAUACGCCAAGUGAUGUUGAAGCACACGUUAAGCCGUGGUCGAAGUUUAAGGAAGUAAUCUUCGUGCUAGGAGCCUCUUUAAGAGAUCUCGAAAGCCACUGGAAUGAUGGAAAAGGUCCAUUAGCGAUCCUUUUUAGUACCGAAGAGCUACGUAGCCUCAUUAAAGCCCUCUUUCAAAACACGCAAUAUCGCGCAAAUUUCCUUUUAAAAAUUAAAUAG
Leptosia nina is the source of this 2439-nucleotide messenger RNA. The record is from the annotation of a GenBank genome assembly. Lineage: Eukaryota; Metazoa; Arthropoda; Insecta; Lepidoptera; Pieridae.